This is a messenger RNA of Phragmites australis (common reed), 1983 nucleotides long. Its product is annotated as V-type proton ATPase subunit B 1. Bases 175 to 1638 code for a protein of 487 amino acids. Gene Ontology annotation, cellular component: proton-transporting V-type ATPase, V1 domain. NCBI's taxonomy places the organism in Eukaryota, Viridiplantae, Streptophyta, Magnoliopsida, Poales, Poaceae. Gene Ontology annotation, biological process: proton transmembrane transport; ATP metabolic process. The transcript is spliced from 15 exons. Gene Ontology annotation, molecular function: ATP binding; proton-transporting ATPase activity, rotational mechanism. The record is from RefSeq and is a predicted model, not a curated record.
CGGACCCUUCUCAAUUAUACUGUUUCGUCCAUUAAUUGCUCGUCUUCUCCCCUCCUCUCCUUCCCAGCUGUAUCGUGUCGUCGCCUAUCCGAUCUACCACCGCACCACCACCUCCUCCCCGCAGGCUCUCCACCGCCCUCGGCGCCGCGAUCCAGAUCCAGCAGGUUGCUCAGCAUGGGUCUGGUGAAGGAUGGCGCCGACAUGGAGGAGGGAACCCUGGAGAUUGGCAUGGAGUACAGAACCGUCUCUGGUGUGGCAGGACCUCUGGUUAUCUUGGAUAAAGUAAAGGGCCCAAAGUAUCAGGAAAUUGUAAACAUCCGACUUGGAGAUGGCACCACUCGGCGUGGUCAAGUUCUGGAAGUUGAUGGUGAAAAAGCUGUUGUGCAGGUGUUUGAAGGCACUUCAGGAAUAGACAUUAAAUAUACUACUGUGCAAUUCACAGGCGAGGUUUUGAAAACUCCCGUCUCACUUGAUAUGCUUGGGAGGAUUUUUAAUGGUUCUGGAAAACCUAUUGACAAUGGCCCCCCGAUAUUGCCUGAAGCCUACUUGGAUAUAUCCGGAAGCUCUAUUAACCCCAGUGAGAGAACCUAUCCAGAGGAGAUGAUCCAAACAGGGAUAUCCACCAUCGAUGUCAUGAACUCCAUUGCUCGAGGGCAAAAGAUUCCCCUUUUUUCUGCUGCUGGGCUUCCUCACAAUGAGAUUGCUGCUCAGAUUUGCCGUCAGGCUGGUCUUGUGAAGCGCUUGGAGAAAAGCAAGCAUGCAGAGGGUGGUGAAGACGACAAUUUUGCUAUUGUGUUUGCUGCUAUGGGAGUGAACAUGGAAACAGCCCAAUUCUUCAAACGCGAUUUUGAAGAGAAUGGUUCAAUGGAGCGGGUCACCCUUUUUCUGAAUCUGGCAAAUGAUCCUACCAUUGAACGAAUUAUCACCCCUCGCAUUGCACUAACAACAGCAGAGUAUUUGGCAUAUGAAUGCGGGAAACAUGUACUUGUCAUCUUGACAGAUAUGAGCUCAUAUGCAGAUGCACUUCGUGAGGUAUCAGCAGCCCGAGAGGAGGUUCCAGGUAGACGUGGUUAUCCUGGAUAUAUGUAUACUGAUCUGGCGACAAUAUAUGAGCGUGCUGGGCGUAUUGAAGGAAGAACAGGCUCCAUUACCCAAAUACCCAUUCUAACAAUGCCUAAUGAUGAUAUCACACAUCCAACUCCUGAUCUUACGGGAUACAUUACCGAGGGACAGAUAUACAUCGAUAGGCAGCUCCAUAACAGACAGAUAUACCCACCUAUCAAUGUCCUGCCAUCUCUCUCUCGAUUGAUGAAGAGUGCUAUUGGUGAGGGUAUGACGCGUCGAGACCAUUCCGAUGUGUCUAAUCAGCUUUAUGCCAACUAUGCUAUUGGAAAGGAUGUCCAGGCCAUGAAGGCAGUUGUUGGAGAGGAGGCACUCUCUUCUGAGGAUUUGCUUUACUUAGAGUUCCUCGACAAGUUUGAGAGGAAGUUUGUGACACAAGGAGCAUAUGAUACGCGGAACAUCUUCCAGUCACUUGACCUAGCAUGGACAUUGCUUCGCAUUUUCCCUCGUGAACUUCUCCACCGUAUUCCUGCAAAGACCUUGGACCAGUACUACAGCAGAGAUGCUGCCCACUGAUCGCUGUUCAGAAUUCGACUGUUUUGGCAAUUGCAGCUUUGAAUAAAUUGAACAGUUUGGACUUAUGGCCUUUUUGUUGUAUUUAUUAUCUGUAGUCAGACCCUAUUCUUUCCUGUUGGUGAGUGUAAGUUAUUCUUAGAUGACUCCGUCAUGGCGGCUUUUAUAAUAUGGUGUCAUGUAUCGUGAAAUCAUACGCAUGAGUUCUUAUUUUUUUCACCUGCCAGAAUUGUUAGCAAGAGCAUUCUAGGCCAAGAUGCUCGAACACGCUGGUUGUAUCUACAUUUGUGAAUGAAUAGAGGAGCAAUAAACUGCGGCGAGGUACACGUGCUGCUAAUAUUGUUGUCA